Microthlaspi erraticum is the source of this 438-nucleotide messenger RNA. The record is from the annotation of a GenBank genome assembly. Lineage: Eukaryota; Viridiplantae; Streptophyta; Magnoliopsida; Brassicales; Brassicaceae.
AUGAGGCUCCAGGAUGAACCCCUCUGUUGUGGCAGCCACAAGAGGAUUGGACUUCUCCAAAAGUUCAACAAAUGGCAAGGGAAAGCCAUUGAGAAGAUGCAAAAGUCCAUGGACAAGAUGGUGAGCAAGAUCAAAAGUUUGGAGAAGAAGGUUUCUGGUUCUUCAAGCAAGAAGAAGAAGUCCAAGGCCCCCACAUUCCCUAGGAGUAGAUCACUCUCACCACUCCAAGGAGGCUCCCUGCCCAAGAGCCUCACAGAGCCUCUUCUUUCGAGCCAAGGGAAGGAGAAGACAACACGCAGAGAAGGAGGAAGACUUCCAAGGCCAGACGCUCCAGCUCGACCACCGGACUCGAUCGAGUCCAAACAGAGGAAACUCAACUCGAUCGAGCUGACGGUCGAGCUGACCAGGAGGAGCCCCAGUUCGAGAUCCGGGAUUUGA